Molecule: messenger RNA, 1071 nt
Organism: Rotaria sp. Silwood2
Lineage: Eukaryota; Metazoa; Rotifera; Eurotatoria; Philodinida; Philodinidae
Source: the annotation of a GenBank genome assembly
AUGAGAGAAGUUGUAAGAAAAUUGCAUCGUGCCUGUAAACACAAUGAUAUUCAGCAUGUCCGUGAUAUUCUCAAAUCGUUUACAAUAGACGAUUUAAAUAAAGCCGAGAAGUACGAAAAAACUACUGGGCUUAACAUUGCAUCUUAUCAUGGAUAUCAUGAAAUUGUUCGACUACUUCUCGAACAUGGUGAUUUUAUGACAAAACGCAAUCAAGAUGGCUUCACACCGUUUAGUCAAGCGAAAGACCAAAAAACCAAAGAAAUAUUUUCUCAGUAUCAGCGUGUAGUACCCCGCUUCGCUGGUGAUUUGCUCGAAUGGACUGUAGCCUAUCGAGAACCAGCCAUCAAAAGAGCUCAGAUUCGUCAGUAUCUUGCUCAUAUUCAUUUUAUCAGUGGUUCUUUUGCAAGGAUUUCGUACCGUUAUGUUGGUUGCUAUCUAGCACUUGAAGGCUUCUCUACUGAAGAAAUUGAUCAACUCGAGUCAAUAGGAUAUACUUCUACUGAUGGAUUUAUUUGUGCCUAUACAAGUACUGGUCGCUUUCACAAAUACAUCAAUCGUCAUUUAGCCACAUAUGCAUUGACCUAUUUUGAUUCGUCGUUUCACAUAUCUACUCCCUAUAGCUUCAUUUAUUGUCUUCUCAGUAUUGUUGCUAUGAUUUUAAAUGACAUUCGUUUGCGGACAUCAUUUAUUGGACAUAUCUAUCGUGGUAUGUUGAUGACACAAGAAGAUCUUUAUAAAUAUGUGGUCGAUUCUCGCAUUCUCAACACAGCCUUUCUUUCAACAUCAAAAAAUCGUACCGUAGCCGAGAUAUUUGCUGGUAUUAAAGAAUAUGAAAUAUCGUCGACACAAGAUUCUACACAGAUCAAUGUUCUUUGUAUAUACAGAAUUCGAAAUCAAAGAACGGCAUAUGAUAUUGAACAGCUGUCCAAUAUUCAGGCCGAAAGUGAAGUUUUAAUUUUCCCAUUUUCGGCUUUUCAUGUCACUCGCGUCCAAAAGACAUCAUGUAGCAGUGUAGAAAUCGACUUGGAAGAGUGUGAUGAAGAAAACUGGUCGGAUAAUAGUGAUGCAUAA